UUAAUAAAAUAUGUGACUCCAAACUUGGCUUUGUCUAAUGUCUCUGGCUUUCCAAGUUCGGUCAGUAAGAGAAGUAAGCUCACUCUCUCUUUUUGUCUUUAGAAUAACUUUUUCAAACUUUCUUCAACUCAGUCAUCUUUUUCACGAGUACUCGCUCAAAAAACCUAAUAAUUACUAAUUAAAAAAAAAACCCAAGAAAAGCUGUUUAGAUUAUUAGGGUUUUGUACUACCAUUCCAAAAAAAAACCCAAAAUUUUCAAACCGAAAAUUUAUCCCUUUUUUAAUUUAGCUUUCACUCACCCGACCCAACUCAACUGACCUUAUCAUCUACUUUGCUUUGCUCUUUAGUCCUUUGGGUUUAGUUUCAGAUUUUCAGAGUCAAAAAAGGGGAAAAAUUGGCUGCCAUCUUUUUUUUGGCUUUUUUUUUUGGUUGGGUUUUAAACCUUUUUGGAAGCUUACAUGUGAAGCAACAUUUUAGCGUUGAACGAACCCAGCGUGAUCGAAUUUACUCUCUUAACUGCAAUGCCUCAAAUGGGUAUUUUUUAUUUUUCAUAAAUAAGCAAAUGGGUAUUUAUUUUUUUCGAUAAAUGAGCAAAUGGCAUGUUUUAGUUCCUGUAAGCUUCAAUUCUUGAAAUGGGUAUUUUUCUUUUCUCCAUUUUCUUAGCGAAAAAAAUUGAUCUUUUUUGAGCUGGAUCCAAGGCUAAAAGGGUGAUGGAGGAUAUAGGGCUUGUUAAGCAAGGUUGGAAAUGGUUACAAUCUCAGAAACAUGUUUAUUCCAAGGCGAAAACGGCGGUUGGUUGUUGUAGGGAUAAAAUGGGGUUGUUAAUUGAGAGGCAUUGGCCUAUGGUUUGUAGUGGAUGUGCUAAAUUCUGGAAGUUUUCGAGGUUGCUUUUGGUUUAUUGGAAAGAUUGUAUGGUGAGAGGGUUUCAGUCAUGUAUCAGAUUGGGUUCAGCUUCGUUGCUUGUUAUAAUGUGGAGUUGUUUCCUUAGCUUGACUUCCAUGUCCUGCUUGCUUUAUGUACUUCUAAGUAUGGGAGCUGCUGGAGCUGCAGUUCAGUACUUAGGUUACACUCCUGGACUCUUUCUUGUAGGACUCUUUGGCAUUUUGAUAUUAUGGAUGUAUGCUAACUUUUGGAUAACGGGAACAUUGUUUAUAGUUGGAGGUUAUUUGUUCUCCUUAAGUCAUGCACGGUUGAUAGUCUUGAUAGCGACUACAUACUCUGUUUAUUGUGUCAAAGUUCGUGUUGGGUGGCUUGGUGUUUUUCUAUCAAUAAACCUUGCAUUUUUCUCGAAUGAUGUAUUGAAUUAUUUGCUCCAAUGUAUUGAUAAUGCGAGUGAAAACACACAUUACGAAGAGCAGAAGGAAUCCAAACCAGUUAUGGAAGAUGAUUUAUCUGGAGAAUGUGAUUACUCCAUUCCCACUGAUGAACCUGAGAAGGUGCAGUCAUGCAAGUCAUCCAGUAAAUAUUCUACUACGUCAGUUAUUAGCCAAAAAGAGUUUUCUGCUAAAAGGGUGGUCAAAGAAGAAACGAGUUCGGCUGAUGAAAUGAAAAGAAUAUUGAAUAGCACAGAUCAUUAUGAAGCAUUGGGGUUUCCUCGUCACAUAAAAAUUGACACUGCGCUCUUGAAAAAGGAAUAUCGAAAGAAGGCCAUGCUUGUACAUCCUGAUAAAAAUAUGGGAAGUCCUUUAGCAAGUGAAUCAUUUAAGAAAAUUCAGUGUGCAUAUGAGGUUCUUUCUGAUUCAAUGAAAAAGAGGGACUAUGACGAGCAAUUGAAGAAGGAAGAAUCCAGAACUAGGAGUGUCUGUCAAAAGUCUCAUAGCUCUUCACGGCAGCAGGCUAGUCCAGAUAAUUGCUCUGAAGAAUCAAGGCGUAUCCAGUGCACUAAGUGUGGUAAUUCACAUAUAUGGGUGUGCACAAAUAGGAACAAGGCCAAGGCGAGAUGGUGUCAGGAUUGCUGUCAAUAUCAUCAAGCCAAGGAUGGAGAUGGAUGGGUUGAGUACAAAGGUUCAUUGGUGUUUGAUAGGCCUCAAAAGGUGGAAAUACCACGUGCUUUUGUUUGUGCUGAGAGCAAGAUCUUUGAUGUUUCAGAAUGGGCUAUUUGCCAGGGAAUGGCAUGUCGGCCAAACACCCAUCGACCUAGCUUCCAUGUAAACAUGGUUGGAUUGGAGAAGACACAAAGAUCGAACUCAAGCAGAUUUCCUUGGGAUUUGGAUGCUGAAAUGAUUGAUGAAGAUGAAGAAGAAUUCGAGUUAUGGCUUCAGCAGGCCUUGGCCUCUGGCCUCUUUUGUGAAACCUCUAAACGCAGAAAGAGCUGGAGUCCAUUUAAAUUGCCUCAGAAGAAAAGUAAAAAGCAAUGGAGAAGAUCUUCCACCUGAAUUCUUGAUGAAAGGCAUCUGUGAAGAGUUUCUGCUUUCCAACCAAAGAGAAGAAUGAUCAUUCUUCAACAAAGGGGGAGACAGCGUAUGAGGGGGGAAGCAAAAGAAAAUGAAGAGGAAAGGCAAGGAGGGGAAAGCUUUAAAAAAAAAAUGAAAAAGAAAAGAUGGGGUUCUGGUACGGGAUAUUGUCACCGAAGAGCAGAGAUGCAUACAUCUCAUCAAAUUUUUUUCAAGAUGAAAGCAAGGAAAAGAAAGUGAGGAGAUACAUGGAUGACUUUGUCUUUUCUGGCAAUAGAUCGAGGCUGCUUCUGGUACAAAUCAGUUUCUCUUAAAGCUCCUUUUCCGGGCAUUUUUCAUUUCGAAAUCAGGGAUCAAAAUUGAUCUCAUUGUAUAUUUGUCCCAAUGUCGGAAACAUUCUACUGCUAUGUAGUUGUAAUGAAAUUAAUCUCUUCUUUUCGGUUCCCUGUU
Messenger RNA from Theobroma cacao (cacao), 2843 nucleotides. RefSeq lists its product as uncharacterized. The record is from RefSeq and is a predicted model, not a curated record. NCBI's taxonomy places the organism in Eukaryota, Viridiplantae, Streptophyta, Magnoliopsida, Malvales, Malvaceae.